AUGUCUCGACGACGUCCGAACUUCUCGACUCGCACUCCUGAAGAAGAUGUUUCUCGCCUCGACCCAAAUGAACAUGGAGACAAUACGGAGAAUCGUGCGGGCCUCUUGAACUGGCCCUCAAAUAUCUGGUCCCGACAUCAUGGGUUUGACCAGGCAGAGUCGGGAGAACCUCGACGGCAUUCUCUACCCCGAAACUUUUUAGGGGGACUGUCUCGAUGGUGGAACAACAGCACCGGAGUCGAACGAAAUCAUGACGCCCAAGACGAGAGUGGUAUCUCACAGCUGUCUUUCUCCGCUGGACCUCUUCGAGAGUCCAGUGUGGAUAAGAAAGAUAGGAGUGGACAUCGACCUCGUGCAACAGAAGAGACCAAAAAGCUUGGAACAUUCUCCGGAGUAUUUGUGCCUACCACGUUGAACGUGCUUAGCAUUCUUAUGUUCCUUCGAUUCGGAUUCAUUCUUGGCCAGGCUGGAUUACUGGGCAUACUGGGGCUACUGUUGGUGUCAUAUAUGAUCAACCUCGUGACAACAAUGUCUCUUUCCGCAAUCGCAUCCAAUGGCACUGUCCGAGGUGGAGGUGCCUAUUACUUGAUAUCAAGGUCACUCGGCCCGGAAUUCGGUGGGUCAAUUGGAAUCGUGUUCUACCUGGGAUAUGUUUUCAACACCGGCAUGAAUGCUGUCGGUUUGAUAGACUGCUUCACAGAGAAUUUUGGUAUGAACCGGGGCUCGUUGGCAAAUUUCCUCGCUGAAGGUUUCUGGUGGCAAUAUCUUUGGGGAACUGUUAUUUUGAUUCUCUGCACCGCAAUCUGUUUGGCAGGAAGUUCCAUCUUUGCGAGAGCUAGUAACGGCCUCCUCAUUAUCCUCCUUGUGGCCACGUUUAGUAUCCCGCUUUCUGCCCUCUUUGUGAAACCAUUCUACUCACCCAAGGAACGCGUGGAAUUCACGGGUCUCAGUUUGCAGACUCUAAUGGAAAACCUCAAGCCUCAUCUCACCAAGGGCGCUGCCGGCAGCCAGAUGAAGGGAAGAGAGAAUUUUCAAGACCUUUUUGGCAUUUUGUUUCCUGCCACAGGCGGUAUCUUUGCUGGUGCAAGUAUGUCGGGUGAUCUGAAACAUCCGAGCAAAGCAAUCCCCAAAGGCACCCUGUCUGGUCUUGCCUUGACAUUCAUCACAUACGGAUUGGUCAUUCUUGCAAUGGCGUCUUCCAUCACCAGAGAAUCGUUUUACAAUAACGCCAAUGUCAUUCAAGUUGUAAAUGCAUCAGAUAUCCUUAUUCUCCUGGGAGAAUUUGCAACUAGUUUCUUCUCUGCCCUGAUGGGGGUGAUCGGUUCCGCAAAGCUUCUGCAAGCAAUCGCGCGGGACAGUCUCCUUCCCGGACUUACCAUGUUUAGUCAAGGCACUAAGAAAAGUGACGAUCCUGUAUAUGCCAUCAUCGUGACAUUCAUUUUUGCCCAGGUCACGAUGCUGUUCGAUAUCAAUCGCAUUGCUUCUUUUGUAACCAUGGCCUACUUAAUGACCUUCCUGGUGACAAACUUAGCUUGCUUUCUUUUGAAAAUAGGAUCAGCCCCGAACUUCCGACCGUCGUUCCGUUAUUUCAACUGGCAGACUGCUGCCAUCGGAACUGUUGUCAGUGGAGUCAGCAUGUUCUUUGUGGAUGGUCUAUAUGCAGGUGGAUGUGUGGGAAUCCUAGUGAUUCUUUUCCUCUUGAUUCAUUAUACCUCGCCGCCUAAAUCUUGGGGCGAUGUCAGCCAAAGUCUGAUCUACCAUCAAGUACGAAAAUACUUGCUCCGCUUGCGACAGGAACAUGUGAAAUUCUGGCGGCCGCAGAUCUUGCUUUUCGUCAGUGACCUUGAUAGACAGUACAAGAUGGUAUCAUUCUGCAACUCGUUGAAGAAAGGUGCCUUGUUCGUCCUUGGUCACGUCCUGGUGACAGAUGACUUUUCAGCGGCCGUUCCAGAGGCGCGCCGUCAACAAACAGCGUGGACGAAACUUGUCGAAUUUUCCAAGAUAAAAGCAUUUGUCAAUAUUGCAAUUUCCCCGGCAGCUGAAUGGGGCAUGCGAAAUAUCGUCCUCAACUCCGGGCUAGGAGGAAUGCGACCGAACAUCGUUGUGAUUGACCAAUUUAGAGAAGACCAGAGCCUGGCAGAGACUUUCUCUUUGAGCAGCAAUCGCAGAGAGUCUUCGAAAUCCAGACGACGAUCUUCCAUCAUUGGAUCCAGACUUGAUGCGGACGAUCCUGCACCGCCCACCAAGGGCAUGAGCUGUAAGAGCUACGUCACAAUUUUGGAAGAUAUGCUCUUCAAGCUUCGCAUCAAUGUUGCUGUUGCCAAAGGAUUCGAAGAUCUCGAGUUGCCGGAUCUUCACGGCCGCCAUACAAAGAAAUACAUAGAUCUAUGGCCGAUCCAGAUGUCCGCGGAACUUGGCGCAGACACGGAAAGCAAACAGAAUGUGCUUACUACAAACUUUGACACCUACACUUUGAUCCUUCAACUCGGUUGCAUCCUGAACACGGUGCCAUCAUGGAAGAAAACAUAUCAAUUGCGGGUUGCCGUGUUCGUCGAGUACGAAACUGACGUCGAAGACGAGCGAGGACGUGUGGAGGCUCUUCUCGACAAACUGCGAAUACAAGCCGAGGUGCUCGUAUUCUGGCUUGCCCGCGGCGAUCUCAAGGCCUACCGCGUCAUUGUGAAUGGCGACACCUCUCCGGAAAUGGAAGAUGCUCGAGAAAAUGUGAAUACUGUACUUAAAAAUGAAGAUUGGUGGCAGGGAGUCGUGAAGGCGCGCACCCGUUUCCAGAACAUGCAGGAGCAGGAGCAGCAGCCCACGGCCGAAGAUUUACCGCAUAUCGACCGAACAUCGACAUGGCAAGGCCCGACCAGUCAGGAUAGCGGCAACCGGCCUCUUCAGCAGCGGGUCACAGGGUUACGCAGAUUGAUAUCGAAGCGCCGACGAUCCGUGUCUAGUUUCCGCGCCCUGGGAAGCGUCAGCCUUGGCAUGCAAACACACCGCUUGUUGGAUGCAUUUGUCGACUAUGACGGUGACGAUUCAUCCAGUGCAAGCAGCGACGACAGUGAUUUCGACCCUUACACGAGCGAUCCCGAGAUUGACGAGGGCGAGGAAAGUAUCGCGCAUGAGGACGAUGCGAGCAAUCGAAAUGGCAGCGAUAACGCUGAUCUUUUGCGACCCCUCGAACGGAGUCAGAGCGAUGACCGUGGCUCUAGUGUGAGUCCAACUGCCGAUACACCGCCUCGCAAGGAUUCGUCCGGGCGACUGAUUCCUUCGAUUAUCGAGACCGGCGACAAUGCUUCGCCAAAGAGCAAGCCGACUUCCCGUCCGGGCAUUAGUCGGAGUGCAUCCAGCAACCGGUUCACUUCCUCGCCAAUCCCCGAAGCCAAGGUCAACACGGACGCGGAAGAAGGUGCUGGUCCCAGUAUCAUGUUUGCGUCGAACGCCUCCCCGCCACGGUUCCAUAGCAAACUUGACUCAAUCUAUGUGCGUCGCCCGUCGAUGCCUUCGCCAAGCUCCAGUCAAACGGCUUCUGGGUUCCCUGGUCCCGCCUCGAUCCCGUUGUCCUUUAAUGACCUGCCCAGUCGGGCGCAACAUCUUAUUCUGAAUGAGUUGAUGGUGCAGCAGAGCAGUGAUACGGCCGUGAUCUUCACCACGCUUCCAUCACCGGUGGAAGGGACAUCCUUGGGAGAGGAAGAUAGUGCCUCGUAUUUGAGUGAUCUAGAGGUGCUGUGGAAUGGGCUGCCGCCGUGUUUAUUGGUGCACAGCAAUAGCAUGACGGUGACGAUGAAUCUGUAA
This is a messenger RNA of Penicillium waksmanii, 3798 nucleotides long. Its product is annotated as putative cation chloride cotransporter. Gene Ontology annotation, molecular function: potassium:chloride symporter activity. Bases 1 to 3798 code for a protein of 1265 amino acids. Gene Ontology annotation, cellular component: membrane. Gene Ontology annotation, biological process: potassium ion homeostasis; chloride transmembrane transport; chloride ion homeostasis. The transcript has 4 exons. The record is from RefSeq and is a predicted model, not a curated record. Lineage: Eukaryota; Fungi; Ascomycota; Eurotiomycetes; Eurotiales; Aspergillaceae.